This is a messenger RNA of Chara braunii, 2815 nucleotides long. Lineage: Eukaryota; Viridiplantae; Streptophyta; Charophyceae; Charales; Characeae. The record is from the annotation of a GenBank genome assembly.
GAUAGGAGGCGGGGGGUGCGUAUGCGAGCCACUGGGUGGGAAAUUGGCCGCCGGACUGUCUGGGGUGGAAUCAGAACAGAGGGAACUCGAAAGAGCGUGCUGGUCUUUUGCAGUUCUCUUCUUCGAAGGUGUUAACUGAUUCGUGUUCAUCCACUCAGAGUCUCUCUUCGAUCAAUCAUGGCGACAGGCGCGGCUCCAGAAGUGCUGAAGCAGCUCAGCGAUGCUGGACUCAAUGGACCGCAGAUUCUUUACAACCUGAGCCCUCCUGAGCUGUACGAGCAGGGGCUGAAACACGAGAAGGGCUCCUUCAUUACUUCGACGGGAGCCAUCGCCACGCUUUCGGGAGCGAAGACCGGACGUUCACCCAAGGAUAAGCGCGUCGUCAAGGAUGAGACCACCGCAGAGGAGCUCUGGUGGGGAGAAGGCUCGCCGAACAUCGAGAUUGACGAUGCCACUUACCUGGUAAACCGGGAGCGAACCCUGAAUUAUCUCAACUCCUUGGAGAAGGUGUUUGUGAACGACCAGUUCCUUAACUGGGACAAGCAGAACCGCAUCAAGGUGCGCAUCGUCGCGGAGAGGGCGUACCACUCCCUCUUCAUGCGGAACAUGUGCAUUCGGCCGGAGCCGAGCGAGCUGGAGGGUUUCGUCCCCGAUUUCACCAUCUUCAAUGCCGGCAAGUUCCCUGCCAACAAGCUGACCAAGUUCAUGACCUCCUCGACGAGUGUGAACAUCAACCUGAAGCGUGCUGAGAUGGUCAUCCUUGGCACGCAGUACGCCGGGGAGAUGAAGAAGGGGCUGUUCGGACUGAUGCACUACCUGAUGCCCAAGCGGGGAAUCCUGUCCCUCCACUCGGGAUGCAACACCUCGCCCGAUGGUCAAGUCUCUGUCUUCUUCGGACUCUCCGGAACCGGCAAGACAACGCUGUCGGCCGAUCCCCGUCGUCCUCUCAUCGGCGACGACGAGCACUGCUGGAGCGAUAACGGCAUUUCCAACAUCGAGGGAGGCUGCUACGCCAAGUGCAUCGACCUUUCGCCAGAAAAGGAGCCGGACAUCUUCCACGCCAUCCGCUUCGGAACGGUGCUGGAGAACGUCGUGUACGAUGAGAAGACCAGAGUGGUCGACUAUACCGACAAGUCGAUCACAGAGAACACGAGGGCGUCCUACCCGAUCGAACACAUUGGCAACGCCAGGAUCCCAUGCGUUGGGCCGCAUCCGAAGAACGUCAUUCUUUUGACUUGCGACGCCUUUGGUGUGCUUCCACCAGUCAGUAAGCUCACGGAUGCCCAAGCCAUGUACCAUUUCAUCAGCGGCUACACUGCGCUGGUUGCGGGAACUGAGGUGGGGAUCAAGGAGCCCAAGGCCACGUUCUCGGCUUGCUUCGGCGCCGCGUUCAUCAUGUAUCAUCCGACCAAGUAUGCGGCCAUGUUGGCCGAGAAGAUGAAGCAGUACGGGGCUACCGCAUGGCUCGUCAACACCGGAUGGGUCGGAGGAAGCUAUGGCGUUGGCUCCCGAAUGAAGCUCUCACAGACGAGGAAGAUCAUUGACGCUAUCCAUGACGGUUCGCUCGAGAUUGCAAACUACUCCACCACGCCCAUCUUCAACCUCCAAGUCCCGGACAAAGUCAGCGGUGUUCCGGACGAGGUUCUGCGGCCAAGGGAAAUGUGGGCGGACAAGGCUGCGUACGAUGAGACCCUGAAGAAGUUGGCAGGGCUGUUCACGAACAACUUCAAGAAAUUCACCGCCCACAGCGUCGGCGGUGACGAUGACCUCACCAAGCGUAUCCUUGCUGCCGGCCCUCAGCUGUAGUUUCAGGUGUCAGACCCCCAUCACCUUCUUGUGGCUCCUCUUCCUUCCAUCUUCGUCAUUGCUGCCGCCCCUCAGCUGUAGUUCAGGUUUCAGACCCCCAACAGCCUUCUUUUGGCGCCUCUUCCUUCCAUCGCCAUUCAUUAUAUUCUUUGAGCUCUGUCACAAUAACUGUUGUUGGAAUCCAACACAUUCGUUCCCAUUUCGGCACAGCCUACUAGUUCUCAACUUGAAGUCGUCUAGGAUUUCUCCAUGAUUAUUUCGUUUGUCUGCCUGUCUACUAUAGAGUACCUAUCAUAGCGAUGAGGUGGUUAAGUUAUGGUUAAGUUAGUCAAAGUGAGACCUCCGCGGCGUGGACACCGGGCUUUUUCUUUUUGUUCCCCUGUUUUCUCCAGCUUAAGGCAGGCGCUCAGAGUGCUUGGACUGUGGAAUCAGUGUGGAGCAAUUCCCUGUUUCUUUCGCACAUGACUUUGUACGGGGUGAUUUUUCCUUUUGACUUUUCGGGAAGGAAGGAAGGUGCGAAUUCGCUGCAGUGGUAGGGAUUUUCUUCUCUAUGAAGUAGGAAAGGAAAAGCAAAAUCUUUUUGAAAGGGUUCAGAUUAGACUUCAGAUCACGGACAGGAGAAAUGGCUUGGCUGGGUCGGUGGGGUGUUCUUUUUUUCUCCUUUGUCAUUUCGGGAAAGAAGGUGUGACAUCGCUGAAGCGGCUGAAGUAGCAGGCAGAUUCUUCUCGAUGAGGUGGGGUAGAAAUGAAAAGCACCAUCUUUUUCGAAGUUUCAGAUUAGACUAAGUCUUCUUAUCAGGAGAGAACCUUUGGGAUACAUGAACUAUGUCGUUGACAUUCUUUUUUCUCCUGGACUAUAAAAACGAUUUGUGUGGCCCAAAAAUUUCGGAGAGAAUUUUUCAGGAAUGCUGCUGAAGUAUGAUGGUGCCUUUUUAUGCCAUUUAUGGUUGAAUACUGUGACAAUCCAGUUGGCUUGGCUCUCGUAGGCGUUCGGCGAUUCUCCACGAGUC